CUUAUGUGUGGAGGAAUAAAAGUUAAUUGCAAUGGCAGCCCCCUUGACAUUCAUGAUUGCAAUUUCACAAGCUAAUCGGUUGUUAUCCAAAAAGCUUAUUUGUUUGUCUGAAUACCAAGCAUGUAAUGCAAGUCAGUAUGGUAGGAGAAAAUUUAAUAAGAAAUUUUCGAAAAAAAUUACAAAACCUCAAAUGUUGUCACAAAAUCCAAAAGAGACUCGUGAUGUGGAAGACGACGAAGAGGAGAAGGGCGACAGGAAAGUGAGCACAACAAGGAAAAAGAAUUUCCUGAUGGACAGACUACAUGUGUUUAUGCGAGGAGGUACUGGGGGUCACGGUUUGUCUCGGUAUGGGGGAAUUGGAGGGGACGGUGGAAGUGUCAUUGUCAAAGCCUCAAAAACAGCAUCUUUGCAAGAUAUCAAAUCUAAAUAUCCACAACAGAGAUUCAAAGCUCCAGAUGGGAAACCGUGCAAAAAACUUGCUUUGUUGGGAGAGAAAGGAGAGGAUCUCAUUGUAGAAGUACCAAUGGGAAUAACAAUUGAAUCAGGAAGUAGAAUAAUUGGUGAUUUGGAUGAAGAGGGCAAGGAAUUUGUUGUAGCCAAAGGUGGAUCAGGGGGAAACCCCUCAAAUGGGUUUGAAGGGGCAAAGGGAGAAGCAAAGACUGUGGAUUUAAAUCUCAAGCUGAUCGCUGACAUUGGACUCGUGGGAUUUCCAAAUGCUGGGAAAUCUACCUUUGGGUCAGCAGUAACUCCAUCAGGUGGUUGGAAAAUUGCAGAUUAUCCAUUCACAACAAUUUCACCAAGGAUUGCUUGGAUGGAUUAUCAUGAUGGAAGAAAGAUUGCAGUGGCAGAUCUUCCAGGUCUUAUCGAGGGAGCCUGGGACAAUAUCGGAAUGGGACAUAGAUUCCUUAAACACAUUGAGCGCACCAAACUUCUCUUAUUCCUUGUCGACAUCAAUGGAUUUCAGCUGAAUCCCAAUUUUCCAUUCCGUGAUCCUAUUGAAACUAUACUGAUUUUAAACAGGGAAGUAGAACUAUUUAAACGUCACUUGGUUGAGAAGCCAGCAGUUUUAGCACUGAAUAAAAUAGACUGUGAUACUGAUGGAUCAAUAGUGAAAGACAUUAUAGAAAGAGUGAAGAGUUUACCAGAAAACAUUUCAAACUUUCCAGAGGAGCUACAGCCAGAUAAAUUGAUAAAGUUUGAGGACAUUUUCACUAUUUCAACUAAAGAAGGAACAAAUAUUAUCCAAACUAAACUGAAACUGCGACAAAUACUAGACACUCAUUUUGCUGAAAAUCUUGAAUAUCCUCUCGAAAAAUGGGAGCAUGCUCUAACUGAACACAGAAAAAUAAAUAAAGAUAUUUAGUACUCAAUCAUUAUACAUGAAUGAGAGAUAGGGGUGGGGGAGAUGUGCACUAAAUAUCACGGGUGUUUAGUGUGACCUUUUACGAAGCAAUAACAAGCUCCACCAACAAAACUACCAGUAAUACACACAUUCUGAAUAUGGACUUGUUACAUAAGUACAUGUAGCACUAUUGAUGCAUUAGGGAAGCUGAUUUUUCUUCAUUUCAAAUGUUUACUUACAGAUUUGAGGAACAAUAAAGUGUAUAUUUUUACAUGGUCAGUCAUGGGUACAAUAAAAUAAAAAGUAUGAGCACAAUUAUUGCUACAAGCAAAGUAGUAUACAUGUACCGGGUACUUGUAAAAUUCACCCCUAGUAAGCAUUCUUGAUUGCAAUUUGUCUCUAUAAAUUUAAGUGUUUGAUAUGGAAUUUGUAAGUAAUGGAACUGGCAAUAGUAAU
Messenger RNA from Saccostrea echinata, 1798 nucleotides. RefSeq names its product GTP-binding protein 10-like. Bases 32 to 1363 code for a protein of 443 amino acids. The transcript is spliced from 8 exons. Gene Ontology annotation, molecular function: GTPase activity; GTP binding. NCBI's taxonomy places the organism in Eukaryota, Metazoa, Mollusca, Bivalvia, Ostreida, Ostreidae. The record is from RefSeq and is a predicted model, not a curated record. Gene Ontology annotation, cellular component: mitochondrion.